AGCAAAUCAAGACACUACCACGUUACUCCGAACACGCAUCCGCCUCUCUCAAGUCUCCACUACUUUUUUUUUUUUUUUGGGUCAAAAUAAAAAAAAAAGAUACCUUCAAAUAUUCACAGAAUCUUUUUGCACGCAUGGUCGUUAGAUAACCAAAACUUUAUCGACACAGAAACAAGAGAAUAGUUUUACUACUUGAGUUUCUUGAGCUGCGGAACAAUUUUCAAUUUGAUCAAUUGAUCGGUGAAGGCGGCAAUCAUUUUUCAGGGAUAUUUUAUCAAUUCUUGAACUUAUAUUUUGAAUGCAAGAAUUCAAGCAUUGCUUGCGGAUUUUGCUUCUUACGAUUCUUUUUGAGAAGAUGGCAUAAUUCUUGUCAUGAUUUGGGUCCACUGUGGUUAAUUAGGUUGUCGAAUACUAAGAUCAUUAGGACUUUUAGAUUGCAUUUGUAUUCUAAAGGGUUCAUUCUUGGUGGAUAGAGCAGAUGAAUGUGGUGGUUAAAGUCGGGAGCCUUCUUACACAAGGGGUGUACUCUGUUGCUACCCCAUUUCAUCCAUUUGGUGGGGCUGUUGAUAUAAUUGCUGUGCAGCAGCAGGAUGGUAGCUUUAGGAGCACACCUUGGUAUGUUAGAUUUGGAAAAUUUCAGGGUGUUCUUAAGGGUGCAGAAAAAGUUGUUCGAAUAGAAGUUAAUGGGAUUGAAGCCAAUUUCCAUAUGUAUCUCGACAAUUCAGGAGAGGCGUAUUUCGUCAGGGAGGUUGUCUCUGCGGAAGAUGGUGAACUUAAUGGUGGUUUGCAUCCUGCUGAUAGUCAUGAAGGUGUCCAAGAGGAUAAUAACAUAGAUCAAACUAAUAGUGGCACUAGUACGAAAGAUGAUUCUCUUUGUUUAGAUGAAAGUUGCGAUUCCCAUACUGGUGAGUUUCAGUUGCGAGAUGAGCACGUUGCCCUUGGUGUAGAUAGGUUGCAGAGAACGGAAUCUGAUAGUGAAAGGCGAUUCUAUGAUUUUCCGGAUGUCCAAUCUUCGUUUGAGGGUUCAACUGAGUUAUCAGAGUAUGGUUCUGGCCGUUAUGAUAGUCUGGACAUGGAUCAUGUGAUGGAAUCACAGAAUUUGAGUUCAGAAGUUGUACUGGUGAGCGUGGAUGGUCACAUUCUUACAGCACCCAUCUCAUCAUCGGAGAGGAAUACUGAGGAUGUGGAACUAGACACGCCUCAGUUUCAUCUAGGCCCAGGUGAAGGGACCGAAGAGUUUAACAAUAGUGAAGGUGCAUGGGCUGCCAAUUAUUUGAGUAGCUUUGACGUAUCAACACUUAAAGCUAAUUCUGAAGAUGUUUGCAAGACGAAUAAUGAUGAUAAUAUUUCUGAGCCCCGGCUGGAAGGAAAUGAAGGAUAUGGGAGCCAUCUGAAUCAAGUUGAAGAAAAUCAUGAAACAGAGAAACAGGUACUGGAUCUUCACUAUGAUAGUAGCUUGGAGAGUACAUCUGCCAGCAUGAAGGAGGAGGAUGUCUUCGGAAGCUGUUUGGAGAUACCAGCCCUGGCCAUGCAGGUUGGAAAUUCCAGCAGUCAUGAUGCCAAUUCUCCAUUGGAGGUUCUUGAAGUUGCCAAAGAUUCGCAAGAUAAAUCUCCUCAAAGAUCACUAUCAAUUACUGGAAGUGAAGGUGUGCAACUUGUCAUAUCAAGAGCUGAGGAUGAACUUUCUCCUUCGAUAUCUAAUACUUCCGGCAGUGUUUCUUCACCAGACUUGCAGGUCCCAGCUGAAACAAUUGAGAGAAAUACAUUUGAUACAGAUAUAAGUGGUUCUGCUAGCAUGGUGGAUGAUUUCAUUCAUACUAAUGGAGAACUCGAGAAAGAAGUCAAUGUGUUAUCCAGGCCACAAGCAUCCAUUUCUGAAGGAGAAAUUACAAUAAGUGACAAUGUGGAAACUGAGAAAUCUGCUUAUUGCAAAGAUAUUGAAAAUGAUACAGGAACAAGCUUAGAGUUAUCUCUUUGCAGACACCUACUUCAAUCUGGCAUGGGUCUGAAUGCAGCUGCACAAGCCUUUGAUGCACACCGCAUAUCUGAAGAGGAAUUUAAAGUUUCUGCAGCAUCGAUUAUUAAUAAUGAAAACUUAGUUGUCAGAAUUCAGGGGAAGUACUUGCCAUGGGAUAAAGCUGCUCCUAUUGUUCUUGGUAUGGUUGCAUAUGGUUUGCAAUUAUCUAUUGAAUCAAGCGAUGCAAUUUCUUUGGAACAGGAUGACACUAGGAAAAGCAGGGAAGAUGCAUCUGGAAUCUCUUCGACUCCUUCUGGGCGUGGAUGGAGGCUUUGGCCAAAUCCAUUUAGAAGGGUUAGGAGAAUUGAGCAUGCUAAUAGUAAUUCAUCAAACGAAGAUGCAGUUGCCGAUUCUGAAUCUGGCUCGCAGAGUCAACCUGUAGAAGCAACCCGAACUGCUCCUGAUGGUAAGGAGUCUCCUCAGAAGCCACUUAUGAGAACAAACGUUCCUACAAGUGAUCAAAUUGCAUCUUUGAACCUAAAAGAGGGACAGAAUAUGGUGACAUUCACAUCCUUUUCAAGGGUCCUAGGACCUCAGAAGGUUGAAGCUCAUAUAUACUUGUGGAAGUGGAAUGCACGGAUUGUAAUUUCAGAUGUUGAUGGAACAAUCACCAAGUCCGAUGUUCUUGGUCAGUUCAUGCCCUUGGUUGGUAAGGACUGGACACAUUCUGGAAUAGCUCGACUUUUCUCAGCAAUUAAGGAGAAUGGGUACCAGCUUCUGUUCUUGAGUGCACGUGCAAUCGUUCAAGCAUAUAUUACCAAGAGUUUUCUAUUUAAUUUAAAGCAGGAUGGGAAUACCUUGCCAGAUGGACCUGUUGUCAUAUCGCCUGAUGGUUUAUUCCCUUCACUAUACCGAGAAGUGAUAAGAAGAGCUCCUCAUGAAUUUAAGAUUGCGUGUUUAGAGGAUAUUAAAGCGCUUUUCCCUCCUGAUUACAAUCCCUUCUAUGCGGGUUUUGGGAACAGAGACACCGAUGAGCUCAGUUACAGAAAGAUUGGCAUCCCAAAGGGCAAAAUAUUCAUCAUCAACCCUAAGGGUGAGGUAGCCAUUAAUCAUCGCAUUGAUGUGAAGUCGUACACUUCACUACACACGCUGGUACAUGAUAUGUUCCCGCCUACAUCGUUGCUCGAGCAGGAAGAUUACAACUCGUGGAAUUAUUGGAAAAUGCCAUUGCCAGAGAUUGAUGGCUACUAGAAGAAGAAGUUUGCUUCUCACCCUCACUGACAAAUUUUUCCUUCUUGGAAUCAAUAAAGUGCGGCAAACCGUCGUCUGUUAACGACAGGCUCGUAGCUGAUUUCUAUGAAAGAAGAAGAAAUGGGGCGGCAGGACUACUCAGUCGUAUACGAUCCUCAAAUUAAUGUUGAUUUUUAUGUAAAAAAAAAAAAAAAAAAAAUCCACUUUGUAAGCAUGAGCGGGGUUAAUAUUGUACUGCCAUUUGGCUCAUUCAUUUCUCAUUAUCUUUAUCAAUCUAAUAAAGUGUCGUACCAGCAAUUGUGGCCCCC
Coffea arabica (coffee) is the source of this 3516-nucleotide messenger RNA. RefSeq names its product phosphatidate phosphatase PAH1. The record is from RefSeq and is a predicted model, not a curated record. Lineage: Eukaryota; Viridiplantae; Streptophyta; Magnoliopsida; Gentianales; Rubiaceae. Gene Ontology annotation, molecular function: phosphatidate phosphatase activity. Gene Ontology annotation, biological process: lipid metabolic process.